This is a messenger RNA of Anthostomella pinea, 1731 nucleotides long. The record is from the annotation of a GenBank genome assembly. NCBI's taxonomy places the organism in Eukaryota, Fungi, Ascomycota, Sordariomycetes, Xylariales, Xylariaceae.
AUGUCCGGCUUCGAGAUCGCGGGGGUCGUUCUUGGGGUCAUCCCUCUCCUGAUCUCGGCGAUUGAGGAUUACAAGUCAGGCAAAAGCACCAUGGCCGCAUUCGUCCAGUAUAGAGGCCACCUCGAGACAUUGACGUUCCGGCUCAAAUAUCAGAAGCUCGCCUUCUACUUCGACAUUCUGGAGCUGCUGAGGAGUGCCCAGGUCAGAGAAGCAGAGAUCGGGGCGGAUAUGACGGAACAGGAGUGCUUGAUGGUUCUUAACGAUGCCAAAAACGGUACACAGGUGCGGGAGUACCUUGGCAUACAUUAUGAUGCUUUCAUCGGUGUAUUGAGAAGAUACGAAGAAUGCCUCCAAACCAUCGCUAGGAAACUAAGGCAUAUCACGCGUCUCCCACAGAUGGCUAAAGACGACCUUCAAGCAUUGAUUACCGCUAACCCUCCUAUCAAUGGGAAAUUCGACUUCAAAGGGGGGGUAUCGUUUACGAUGAGAAGGGAUGCACUAAAAGGGCUAGUUGAAGAGUUGAAAGAAGACCGCCUUUCUCUCAAAGUUAUCCUCAAAGGCACGAGGACUCAACAUGAGAGGGCUAUUUCGAAUCCCUCGAACGAUUCACGGAUCUUGGCAGGAGCUCUGAGAAAGUUUCAGGCUUAUGCGAAGACACUGUUUGGGGCCAUGUGCCGAAGCUGUGCCUGUGCUUGCCAAGGAGAACACAAGGUCCUGUUGCAGCUCCAUAAUCGGGUUAUGCAGCCAAACACGACCAAAACACCAAGAGUAAAGCCACCGGAUGCAGCCGCCUUCAAUCUCAUCUUCGAUCUUGGAGACUACCUUCAAGAAGCUUCUGUGAAGGCUAACCACCCAAAUCCGGUUUCAAGGGUGGCGUUCGUUGACCAUGACGUCAGUCAAGUCGAACCCUGUCAUCGUGAUCUCUGCGUGGAAAAUGCCACAACCAGUCAUGUCCGGGGAAAGCCUUCGAGCAUCUGUGAUAUGGCAGCCCGAGCGCGCAUCACGGGCAGCGUCCUGAAUCUGGUCAUGGACGGAGGCUCCUUUGACCUUAUUGAAGGCCCACUUGAAUCACAGCGGAAGCUUGAAGCUUCAACCACUCUCGAGAACUUUCUACGCAUCGCAAACCCUACUGCCCUUGACAUUGCAGCUUCGAUCAUCCAGCUGCAACAGACGGACUGGUCCGACCCGUCCUUGUGUAGUAAAGUCGUCAAGUUCGUGGUUCCCAAAGGAUGCAACAACGUUACCUCUUCCUCGGUCCCAUACGUCGAGCAAACUCCCGUUUCGCAGCCCAUGAACAACACUACGGGACCAGACCCCAAGAUGGUUCUUACCGAAAUCGCCAUUCUAUUGUCGGAAAUCUGGCACCACAAACCCCUUGAGAUGUGGGCUGCCGAGGCUGGUGUCGAUAACACGACGACUACCGAAGCUCGGAUGGUAGCUGCCAUACGCUGGUUUCAGGUAACAUCAGAGCGUCUGCCGCCACAUCACUUCGACGCCAUUGAGCAUUGCUUAGAAAUAUGCGCGGGAAGACCUCGAUACUGGCACGAGGAGGAGUUCCUGUGGCUGUACUGCGAGAACAUCAUCAAGCCGCUGCAGAACAGUUGCAAGACCUGGGAGGUUGCUGGGCCUUACGCAUUAUCAGUCAGAGAAUGGGUGGGCUUGGUAAUGUUGGAUAGCCACGGCGAGGUUCUCGUUGCGCCACGAUGUGGAUCAGAAUUUAGUUUGGAUUAG